This is a messenger RNA of Olea europaea var. sylvestris, 1297 nucleotides long. RefSeq names its product protein TIC 21, chloroplastic-like. The record is from RefSeq and is a predicted model, not a curated record. NCBI's taxonomy places the organism in Eukaryota, Viridiplantae, Streptophyta, Magnoliopsida, Lamiales, Oleaceae. Bases 95 to 958 code for a protein of 287 amino acids. The transcript has 4 exons.
AAAAUGGAAACUAAAGAGACGAAAUAUCGAAGGAAAAAGAUGAUGGAAUAAAAAGCCAUUCUUUGCUUCACCGAAAAGUUUGUUCUUUAAAGCUAUGCAGACUCUACUCUCGCCGGCAGCUUGCUCCGGCGUCGCACUAUCAGCUCCGCCGUUCUCGUCGAGGAUAGCAAAGUUUCUGCCCUGCUAUCUCCACCGCCCAUUGAUUUCCUCUUACGCCACGCCUAACCUUCGUUCAUCUCUGUCUUCAGUAAAAUCACUCCAAUUUUUAUCUUCACCCAACUUGAUUCUCAAAAAUUAUGGUAGAAAUACCCUUGCUUCCUCCCCCAUUGCUGCAGCUUCUAGUUCUCCUAGUGACGAUUCAGAAAAGGCCAAACUAGCUCAGGUUUCAAAAAGAUUAGAGAGCACAUCUAGGUAUUUCAAGAGAUUGGGAGGUUUAGGAUUUUGGGGACAGUUAGUUUGCACGGUUGUUGCUGCUGUGAUCCUUUCAUUUUCAGUUGUUAUUACUGGGAAGGUUACAUCACCAGCUACCUUUUAUGCAACUGCUGGUGGUAUUGCAGCUGCUUUCGUCUCUGUCUUCUGGUCAUUUGGCUAUAUUCGUUUAUCUGAUAAGCUUCGAAAAACAGCUAACGAUCCUUCGAAGGCUCCUCCUCGUGCGGAUGUCGUAAGAAGCCUGAAAAAUGGAAUAGUAGUAAACCUGUUGGGGAUGGGUGCUGCUAUACUUGGUAUGCAAGCAACUGUUGGUUUGUUGGUGGCUAAAGCUCUUACAACUUCAGCCAAUCCUUAUUACCAGGGUAUCCCUCCUGGUAAUAGUCCUGUUCUUGCCUUGGAUGUGUUCUUGGUGCAGGCAUCUGCAAAUACUAUCCUUUCACAUUUUUUAGGGCUAGUGUUCUCGUUGGAGCUACUGCGUUCAGUGACAUUACCACCUUCUGAAAGUGUUCCAGUAUUCAAGACUGCAUGAACUUUUUGAAAAGGCUGCGAAAAAGAUGCUGGCCGCCCAUGAGGAGGGCAGGGAGUCGUUCGUGAGAUUGCAUUGAACUUAGUCACUUGCUUUCUUUAUGUAGCAACACUCUUAUUUGAUGCAGUUUAGACUGAGUUAUUGUACUCAAUCCAUCAAGCUUUUGAAAAAUAACAUCGUGUUUGUUUUUUACCAGUCCGUGAGUCAUUAUCAUGGUAGGGGAAAAACUCCAUGUUCUUUGAAAAAAAAAAAUGCCGUGAGUACAGGAAAUUUUUUACAGAAUAUGUACCGAAGUUGAUGUGACAGUGCACAGUUGGACAUUUUUCUUUUUCCAUCUUCCAA